Messenger RNA from Haemorhous mexicanus (house finch), 888 nucleotides. Its product is annotated as CTD nuclear envelope phosphatase 1-like. The record is from RefSeq and is a predicted model, not a curated record. Gene Ontology annotation, molecular function: protein serine/threonine phosphatase activity. The transcript has 6 exons. Bases 91 to 873 code for a protein of 260 amino acids. Lineage: Eukaryota; Metazoa; Chordata; Aves; Passeriformes; Fringillidae.
GCCGCAGGAGGCGGCGGCGGCGGGGCCGCGGCGAAGCUGGCGGAGCUGGGCCGCGCCGCGCCCGGGGCCGGUACCGGGGCCGGUACCGGGAUGAUGCGGAGCCAGUGCCUGCUCGGGCUCCGUUCCUUCGUGGCCUUCGCCGCUAAACUCUGGAGUUUCGUGCUCUACCUGCUGAGGAGGCAGGUCCGCACCGUGAUCCAGUACCAGACCGUGCGCUACGACGUGCUGCCCCUGUCCCCCAUCUCCAGGAACCGCCUGAACCAGGUGAAGAGGAAGAUCCUGGUGCUGGACCUGGACGAGACCCUGAUCCACUCCCACCACGACGGGGUCCUGAGGCCCACGGUGCGCCCCGGGACCCCCCCCGACUUCAUCCUCAAGGUGGUGAUCGACAAACACCCCGUGAGGUUCUUCGUGCACAAACGGCCCCACGUGGAUUUCUUCCUGGAGGUGGUGAGCCAGUGGUACGAGCUGGUGGUGUUCACGGCCAGCAUGGAGAUCUACGGCUGCGCCGUGGCCGACAAGCUGGACAACAACCGCAGCAUCCUCAACCGCCGCUACUACCGACAGCACUGCACGCUGGAGCUGGGCAGUUACAUCAAGGACCUGUCGGUGGUGCACAGCGACCUGUCCAGCAUCGUCAUCCUGGACAACUCACCUGGCGCCUACCGCAGCCACCCAGGUACCCCCAAAAAUCCCCAAAUUGCCCCAAAAAUAAUCCCAAAAAAUCCCAAAAAUCCCUGCCCCGAAAUUCCUAAAAUUCACCCCAAAAAUCCACCCCAAAUCCGACAGCUCACCUGGCACCUGGCAGAGCCUCCCAGGUACCCAAAAAUUCCCCAAAAAUCCCAAAAAAUCCCAAAAUUGCCCCAAAAAUAGUCCCCAAAUACCCCA